Messenger RNA from Lepus europaeus (European hare), 2186 nucleotides. RefSeq names its product lysyl-tRNA synthetase 1 (gene KARS1). NCBI's taxonomy places the organism in Eukaryota, Metazoa, Chordata, Mammalia, Lagomorpha, Leporidae. Gene Ontology annotation, cellular component: nucleus; cytosol; cytoplasm. Gene Ontology annotation, molecular function: lysine-tRNA ligase activity; ATP binding; tRNA binding. Gene Ontology annotation, biological process: basophil activation involved in immune response; lysyl-tRNA aminoacylation; positive regulation of macrophage activation. The coding region runs from base 123 to 1997 and encodes 624 amino acids. The record is from RefSeq and is a predicted model, not a curated record. The transcript has 15 exons.
CGCCGCUCUGGGUCUGGCCCUCUGGGAAGAUGGCCGCGGUGCAGGCGGCAGAGGUGAAAGUGGAUGGCGAGCCCAAACUGAGCAAGAAGUGGUGGUAAUCAUUAGUUCCGGGGUGUUCUGCCAUGUUGACGCAAGCUGCUGUAAGGCUUGUUAGGGGUUCCCUGCGCCAAACCUGGGCACAGUGGGGUCAGAGGGAACCGCAACUGUGUCAACUUGCUCAGUUCUCAGCGCUUCACAAGGACAAGCCACUUUCUGAUAAAAGAAGUGAGCUAAAGCGACGCCUCAAGGCUGAGAAGAAAGUGGCGGAGAAGGAGGCCAAGCAGAAAGAGCUCAGUGAGAAACAGCUAAGCCAGGCCACUGCUGCUGUCGCCAACCACGCCACUGACAAUGGUGUGGGUGCCGAGGAGGAGAGCCUGGACCCAAACCAAUACUACAAGAUCCGCAGUCAGGCAGUUCACCAGCUGAAGGUCAACGGGGAAGACCCGUACCCACACAAGUUCCAUGUAGACAUCUCGCUCACUCACUUCAUCGAAGAAUACAGUCACCUGCAGCCUGGAGACCAUCUGACUGACAUCACCUUAAAGGUGGCAGGUAGGAUCCAUGCCAAAAGAGCAUCUGGGGGAAAACUCAUCUUCUAUGACCUUCGAGGAGAGGGGGUCAAGUUGCAAGUCAUGGCCAAUUCCAGGAAUUAUAAGUCAGAAGAAGAAUUUACUCGUAUCAAUAACAAACUGCGUCGAGGAGACAUAAUUGGAGUCCAGGGAAAUCCCGGGAAAACCAAGAAGGGCGAGCUGAGCAUCAUCCCCCACGAGAUCACACUGCUUUCUCCUUGCUUGCAUAUGUUACCUCACCUUCACUUCGGCCUCAAAGACAAGGAAACACGGUAUCGUCAGAGAUACUUGGACCUAAUCCUGAAUGACUUUGUGAGGCAGAAAUUUAUCGUCCGCUCUAAGAUCAUCACAUAUAUAAGAAGUUUCUUGGAUGAACUGGGGUUCCUGGAGAUUGAAACUCCCAUGAUGAACAUCAUCCCAGGGGGAGCUGUGGCCAAGCCUUUCAUCACUUACCACAAUGAGCUGGACAUGAACUUGUAUAUGAGAAUUGCUCCAGAACUCUACCACAAGAUGCUGGUGGUCGGUGGCAUUGACCGGGUUUAUGAAAUCGGGCGCCAGUUCCGGAAUGAAGGAAUUGAUCUGACUCACAAUCCUGAGUUCACCACCUGUGAGUUCUACAUGGCCUACGCAGACUAUCACGACCUCAUGGAGAUCACGGAGAAGAUGAUUUCAGGGAUGGUGAAGCACGUUACAGGUGGUUACACAGUCACCUACCACCCAGAUGGCCCGGAAGGCCAAGCCUAUGAGAUUGACUUCACCCCACCCUUCCGGAGAAUCAGCAUGGUGGAGGAGCUCGAGAAAGCCCUGGGGAUGAAGCUGCCAGAAACUCGCCUCUUUGAAACAGAAGAAACUCGCAAAAUUCUUGACGAUAUCUGUGUGGCAAAAGCUGUUGAGUGCCCUCCGCCUCGGACCACAGCCAGGCUCCUUGAUAAGCUUGUCGGGGAAUUCCUGGAAGUGACGUGCAUCCAUCCCACAUUCAUCUGUGAUCACCCGCAGAUCAUGAGCCCUCUGGCUAAGUGGCACCGCUCUAAGGAGGGUCUGACUGAGCGCUUUGAGCUGUUUGUCAUGAAGAAGGAAGUAUGCAAUGCCUACACUGAACUGAAUGACCCUAUGCGGCAGCGGCAGCUUUUUGAGGAACAGGCCAAGGCCAAGGCUGCCGGUGACGAUGAAGCCAUGUUCAUAGAUGAAAACUUCUGCACUGCCCUGGAAUACGGACUGCCCCCCACUGCUGGCUGGGGCAUGGGCAUCGACCGCCUCACCAUGUUUCUAACAGACUCCAAUAACAUCAAGGAAGUGCUUCUGUUUCCUGCCAUGAAACCUGAAGACAAGAAGGAGAGUGUAGCAGCCACUGAUACCCUAGAAAGCAGCCCAGUUGGUACAUCUGUCUAGAAAAUAGUAAACUACAAAUAGAACAACUCAGGCAUCUUUGCAUUUCUGCAAAACAGCAAGGAAUUCCUGUGUGUUGCCAUCCAUUGUACCACAGUUCAGCUGGCACCAGAAGAGAGAAGAGGAAUUCAGAAUUCCUUUUUACUCCUUGUUACCAAAUAAACCGUUUGUCUCUUCUGUUUACCUUUGGAA